AUGAAGAUGCUCAUAGCAUUACAAGUGAACAUUCCUUUUUGUGAUGCUUUGGAACAAAUGUAUGUUUAUGAUAAAUUCAUGAAGGAACUUUUGAAUGGUAAACAUAAGUUGAAUGAUGAUGAAAAUGUCACUUUAGCAGAGGAAUGUAGUGCCAUUAUUCAACGUAAAGUACCACUUAAGCUAAAAGACUCAGGAAGAUUCACUACUCCCAUCUCUAUAGGUUCAUUAAAAAUUGGCAAGGCACUCUAUGAUCUAGGAGCAGGCAUAAAUUUAAUGUCGUUAUCUAUGAUGAAGAAACUAAAUUAUGGAGAACCGAAGCCUAUAAAAAUGACUUUGACUCUAGCUGAUCGAUCUGUCACUUAUCCCUAUGUAGUUCUAGAAGAUGUAUUACUAAAAGUUGAUGGUUUACUAUUUUUGUCCAAUUUCAUCAUUUUAGAUAUGCCAGAAGAUGCUGAGACACCUUUGUGGUUAGGAAGACCUUUUCAAGCAACGGGUAGAGCAUUAACUAAUGUAGAAAGAGGAGAUUUGAUUCUCUAG
Lathyrus oleraceus (garden pea) is the source of this 537-nucleotide messenger RNA. RefSeq lists its product as uncharacterized. Lineage: Eukaryota; Viridiplantae; Streptophyta; Magnoliopsida; Fabales; Fabaceae. The record is from RefSeq and is a predicted model, not a curated record. The transcript has a single exon. The coding region runs from base 1 to 537 and encodes 178 amino acids.